AUGAAAGGAAAGCAAACGCGUAGCAGUAACAAGUAUAAAAUUGAUUGGGAAUGGGCUAAAGAAUCCACUGUACAGCAAAUUAAUCAAGAGCAAGUAGAAAAAGUUUAUGGAGUUCAUUUUAAUUCCUGCAGCUUAACCAACGAUAAGACUCAUAGCAAGAGUAAUUGUCGCAGUAACCCAAAUUGCCUAGUGCAUUUAGGGGAAGCGAAUUGGAUAUCCAAUACUGAAGUUGAGUCUGCUGUAUACACGGAGGUCAUUGAGAAUAUUGUCAGGCAAGAUAACCAAUUUCUAGGACUGAGAAAUCUUGGAGCUACCUGCUAUGUUAACUCUUUACUACAGGUUUGGUUUUUCAUCUCUGAUUUUCGAAGCGCUAUUUAUAGCUACCGGAACGAUUUUGUUCGGGAUAAAGUAAUAAAAGUGGAUUUAUUAACCGAUAAAGGAUUUAGUUUAAUGGGGUUGGAUGACAAUGUUGAUAUAGAAAGCCAUUAUUAUGAAAAAAUUAAUAUAAGUAAAAAGAUUAGUGACAGUAUAAAAUCAUCUCAAGCUAUCCAUUCUAGCUCUCAGGGUCGACGAAGUCUGUUAAAUAAUUUAUACGAAAGUGUACCUGAAUUUGUUGGCAAUCAAGAACAAAUCCUGCCUGCACUAGCAUCUAUUUGUGAUUACUUACAACUAAUAUUUGCAUUUCUGCAAUUUAGUAAGCGCCGGUGUGACAGUUGCAAGUUUAUCUCGGAAAGGAAUGCUACCUUUUAUGAACUAGAUUUGACGGUAGCAGGGCACAGUACGUUAGAAAAGAGCUUCGAUGACUUCUUCAAAUUGACUACAGUAUUUGAAAAAUUAAGAUCUAGGCUUAGCGAUAACACAUGCGGUCAUUCUUAUUGCGAUAUUACCAUUCUAUUGCAGAAGGAAAAGUUAAAUGGACCUAAUCAGUACUACUGCGAGGUGUGUCAGAGUAAGCGUGAUGCUUCUCGAUGGAUUGGAGUAGAUUCGCUUCCGCCAGUUUUAAAUAUUCAGCUACUUAGAUUUAUUUAUGAUAGGAAUACCGGCCAAAAGAAAAAGCUUAAAUCUAUAUUACAUUUUCCAGAAGUACUCGAUAUGACCAAGUAUAUAAGACAUGCACCAACAGAUACUUCUUUCAUAUAUGACAUAAAGGCUGUUCUUAUACAUCGCGGCGCUGGUACCCAAUCCGGUCAUUACUUUACACAUAUAAAAGAAGACGAGUCGAAAUCUUGGUAUGUGUUUAACGAUGAGGCGGUAUAUCAGUUAAGUGGGAAAAAAUUACAGAUAGAUGAAGAUUCAAUGGAAUCUGAUGAUCUAAGUCAAUCGAGUAAAAAUCCUAAACCGGUUAAAGCUGGUUAUCACGCAUCUCGCAGCGCCUACAUGUUGGUGUAUACGCGACGCUCUAGUAUAGGAGAAUAUUCUAGCGAUUUAAAAGAGAACGUGAUUUUGCCCAGAAGUAUUGUUAAAAUCAUCAGUGAAGAUAACGUGUCCAUUAAGAACUGGAUCAAUGCAGUUACUGAACAAAUGCUAAGCCAUACAGCUGCGAUAAGCAAUAGAGCGCAAGAGAUAAAUCGAAUUUAUCCUUCUCUGUCAGCUGAUACAGAUCAAACUUACGAAUGGAUUCCAACUGAAUGGCUUUUAGAAUGGCUGCGUAAACAAGAUUUUAAUUCUCCUAUUGAUAAUAAGACAGUUUUGUGUAAUCAUAAGAAAUUAUCACCCGAUUCUGUUUCUAUGGUUAAGAGAAUCAACCAAAUAUAUGCAAAUGAAUUAUACAAGUUAUAUGGUGGAGGCCCCCGUCUAACUAGGGAAGAUAUGUGUAAACAAUGUGUGGAGGAAAAAUAUCGAAGAAUUCAAUUUGAUACAAGAUUGAAUAAUGAUUGGAAAUUUAUUAAAUCUACCAUAACCAAAACGUUACCAACUGGACAAACCGAAUUUUGGAUUGGCAAAGUAUCUCUUAGAAAUUGGAAAGGUUUAACUAUUAAGAAAUUCGAGAAGGAUAUCAGUGAAUCUUCAUUAAAAACGACCACGGAAAAUUCGGAACCGGCCAAGGAAGAUGCCGAAAGUGAUGCUAACCUAGCAGCAGAUAGUGCUACUUAUGAUGAUGAAUUUGAAUUUAAUCAAGAUCUACUAUGUGAAGAACAUGGUAAUUUAACCGCAGAGGAAUCGAAUCGACAGAUAGUUAGUGAAGUAGUCUGGCUCAUGUUAAAAUAUUACUUUCCUGAAGCAGCUAGCUAUCCAGUGGGAACACCCAUUUGUCACCUUUGCGAAGAAAUCGCAAAAGCUAGAGUAGAAGAUGAAGAAACUUUAAGAUUGUAUGCUGCUACUGAAAAGAAGAUUCUAAGUAAAAUAUAUAGUAACAAAUCUAGACCGUCAAUUGAGGAUGAGGGAGAGUUUUACGUUAUACCUUUAAGUUUCGUAAGAAAAUGGCGUAACUUUAUAAGUUACGUUAAUGUGACUACAGAAGAAUGGGUUAAUCUGCUUAAUUUUUAUGGAACUACAAGUGAAACUUGUAAAGAAAUUAAGAUCACGGUUAAAGAUAGAUUAUGUGAAUGUUUUCCGCCAUGUUGCCAAAUCUGUAUUGAUAGCUUAAUAGAAAGAAGAGCAACAGAGAUUAAAACGUACAGAAACGCCAGAAUUUACAUCAGUAAGGAGAAUCCAGAUGAUGAAAAGUGUAUCGGUCCUUCUCAUGAUGAAUGCGAGAAUAUUCAAAAAGAAUCUCGUAAACGUAGCAUUACGACAAUUUCUCCGUUGAGGCGUAGUAAACGAUGUCGCCCCGGUGAAGUUGCAGUUACAAUUUCAUCUGAUGAAACUUUACGCGAUCUAAAGUUGAAGGUUAUGACUGAAUUUCAAGUUGCACCCUUUGAUCAACACCUUCAUUUGAAUGGUUGCGAACUAUUUGAUAAUGACCGUACGUUGGGAAAUUCAGGAAUCUUACCCGAUUGUCGUCUGACGUUGAAAAUAGAUUUGCCUGUAGAAAUAACUGAAGAACCCCGAGGGCAACUUAACGGUUAA
Trichoplax adhaerens is the source of this 3009-nucleotide messenger RNA. RefSeq lists its product as uncharacterized. Gene Ontology annotation, biological process: protein deubiquitination. The transcript is spliced from 27 exons. The record is from RefSeq and is a predicted model, not a curated record. The coding region runs from base 1 to 3009 and encodes 1002 amino acids. Gene Ontology annotation, cellular component: cytosol; nucleus. Lineage: Eukaryota; Metazoa; Placozoa; Uniplacotomia; Trichoplacea; Trichoplacidae. Gene Ontology annotation, molecular function: protein binding; cysteine-type endopeptidase activity; cysteine-type deubiquitinase activity.